Hansenula ciferrii is the source of this 1326-nucleotide messenger RNA. It is a transcript of the gene SLX5, whose product is annotated as SUMO-targeted ubiquitin ligase complex subunit SLX5. Gene Ontology annotation, cellular component: SUMO-targeted ubiquitin ligase complex. The transcript has a single exon. The record is from RefSeq and is a predicted model, not a curated record. The coding region runs from base 1 to 1326 and encodes 441 amino acids. Gene Ontology annotation, molecular function: ubiquitin-protein transferase activity. Lineage: Eukaryota; Fungi; Ascomycota; Saccharomycetes; Phaffomycetales; Wickerhamomycetaceae.
AUGUCAAAUCCGGAGGUGAUAGACCUUAUAGAUAGCGAUGGUGAUGAUACCAUUGAAGUUAUUUCAGAACAUCAUAAUAAUAAUAACAGAGAUAAUUUACCUUUAUCCCAACUUCAUAGACCUCAACAAAGAAACGUGAUACGGCUAGGUAGUACUGGAAAUGCUGAAGAUGAUGAUGAUGGAGUAGAGAUUGUGGAAGAAAGGAUCGAUUUGCAAGCUAGAAGAAGACAACAAGAAAGAGAAAGAGAAAGACAAUCUACAACACCAGGUUAUAUGAUACAUGUUCCAGGUGGUCCAAUACCCGCGUUCACAAAUGAAGGUUCAGCUGAACCUGAAAGAAGGUCAUUCCAAAAUGCAAGAGGUCCAGAAACAGGAUUACAUUAUAGACGACCAGCGUUCCCAGCUUCAAGUGAUGAUGCUAUAAGAAAUAGACAGCGUGAAGAACGUUUAAUACAUCAAGGAAUAUUAAGGAACCGAAAUCCAAUAUUUAGAGAUCCAAGACACUUGCCAGUACCGCAUACACCGCCACUUCGCAAUAUUAGACAAAGAAAUAAUACAUCACAAAGAGGACCAAUACUGCGGAAUGGCUCAAGAAUAAAUUUUCAAUGGGGUAAUCUUGGAAAUUUAUUAUUUGGAGAUGAUGAUGAUGACUUUGAUCCAACUUAUCGACCUGGAAUGAUACCUCCACAAUUCUUGGGAUAUCCCGCUGGAUUCCAACAGUUUUUGGCAGGUGCUGGUGCUGGUUUUGGUGCUGGAGGUGAUAAUGGAGGUGUUGAUCAACAUAUAAUGAAUUUAAUUGAACAACGAGAAAAUCAAGAAGCUGAUAAAAAAAGAUCUAUUAAUGAAAAUGAAGCAUCAAAAUAUCAAAGACUUUGUAAUGAAAAGAUUAAAACUAUUAAAACACCAUUUUCAAAUAAAUUAGAUCCUGAAGAAGAAUAUGUUUGUUUAUUAUGUGGUGUUACAUUAGGUGAAGGUAUACCCAAAGAUUUUAAUGGAAAUAUUGAAAAUAUCAAAUUACCUAUAUUACAAGAACAAAAUGAUGUUAAUGCGCCAUAUCAAGCUGUUAAUUUAGUAACGGAUGCUGAUCGUGAUUUAUCAAAAAGAAUAUUUAUGUCAACUUGUGGUCAUACAUAUUGUGGACGUUGUGUUAAAAAUAUAAGUACGGUUAAAGAAACAUUAAAAGAAUUGAAGAGAAAUAAAAUAAUUUGGAAAAGAAAUGAUCAAAAUAUCAAAAAUCCAUUUCUUUAUGCUCCAGGUAAAUGUUGUGCACCUGAUUGUGGUGUUGGACUUUGUGCUAGAAGGAGAUUUACUGAAGUUUAUAUAUAG